UUCACACUGCAAUGCGUUUCUGUGGAACUGUUAUACCGCAGAAUAUUAUUUGAGUAGUAUUUCUGCAUUCUAAUGAUGUGCUUUAAGGAGAAGAUCCUUUCCUGGUGGUACGCCACGCGUUUUCCAUAGCAGCUCCAAGUCAAAGAUUAUAUUCAAGAGUCGGUAAUACAAAUACAACAGCUAGAGGUGAAGAUUAACAGAAUGUGAACAACGGGUAUGGUCCCGGAGUCGAAGUGUAAAGCAAUGGCGGAAGAAGACACUUCGUCCCAGCAACAGGGUGAUGGUUCACAGGACUGGUUUUUGAAACACGGGGAUUGGAUUGAGACAAACAUAAAACAGCGAGACUGCCACACUUACUUAAGCAAUCAUUUCAAAGGCUUCGACUGUGUGUGUGGAAAAUCCAAAGAUGAACAUAAAACGUGCCAUGAGCAAGGAACAUGGAGAAAAGAACUUCGCACACAAACAGGCGCCACACACUUUUAUGGAACCACAGAGAUUGGAGAUGGCGAUGAAGUACAGUUUGUCAGAAUAGAUGAGGAUACUCCAUUCAAACACAUCAAGCAUCUGCUUUUAGAAGUAUGGAAUAUCAAAGAGCCGAAAUGGAUUUUACCACUGAUUGGAACCAAAGCUAAUGAUUUGGAAAUGGAGGAAAAGCUGAAAGAGGCAAUCUCGUUUGUGUUUAAAAAACUGUCGACAGUAUCAGAGUUGUGGAUUCUGUCUGAUGGCUUACAUGAUGGGCUAUCCGGGUAUAUAGCAGAUGCUAAAGCAGACUGUGAUGUUCUUGGAGAGAGGAUCACUUCAAUCGGAUGUUCAUCCUGGGCGGAAGGCCUGAUGGAAAAGGGAAAUGAUUCUGGCAGUUUUACAUACAGUACUCUCUGGGAAGAGAUAGGAAGUACAAUGAGCCAUCUGAUGUUGGUUGAUAAUGGAACAGUCGACCAAUAUCUGUGCACCUUGUCGAGCUCGUCUUUUUUCACGAAGACAAUUGCCGGAUUAUCAGUCCCUGCAGAUGGAUCUCGUGCCAUUCCUACAGUUGCGAUCCUCUUUGGUGGUGAACUGUACUCAUUAGAGAGUAUCAGAAACUGUGUGAAAGAGAACAUUCCAGUUAUUAUUGUGAAGGAUUCGAGUGGUAUAGCAGACGCCUUUUGUUUUGCAUUGGAAAAGUCGAAAGGUGUUUCUCAAAAGAUCAAAGAUGACAGAAUUGAACGUUUCGGAAUUGUCAUCAGUCAACGUGCAAAGGAGCAACUAAGUGAGAUGCUGUGGGAAAUGGGUUCUCCAGGCCAAGUUAACGAAUACGUGCAGGUCAUCCUGCAUUGUCUUCAAAGGCGUGAUCUUCUCUCUGUCGUUGACCUGUCACUCAACGGGUCCCUUUUCCAAGGAAUCAUGUCGGCAAUUAUCAGAACGAAAACAAGUACCGAGUUGAUAUCAAUGGUGGAUGAUUAUUUGCCAACACCAGUGUACAGUAGAAAGUCAAAGGAUAAAGCUGAAAUUCAUAUUGAAAACCAGAACCCGUUCACCUAUAAAGGCUACGUUGAUUCUGAAAACAUUGUUAAAAUGGUUUUCAAAGAAGCAAUUCUACAAGAAAAGUCGGAAUGCGUUGAAUUCCUACUUGAAUGUGGAGUUUCUGCAGUGGAAGAUCUUGACAUGUUGGAACUGUACAAAGAAACAAAGAAUGGGCUGCAGAAGACCGUGUCAGAAAUAUUUAACAAGUGCAAGGAUGGUUACGAAAAGCAACAGGAGAAUGAUAACAGGAAGGUGUCAGAGAUGAAAGAUAACCAGAUAAUACACUCAUUCACGGAUAGACUUCUCGAGCAGUUUGUACCAAGCGCUUUUGUUGACAACGAACAGAACACCGACAGCACACGAAAGAGCACAACGGAAAUUGACACUGAUCACGAUGGAAGGGAAGGGAAAACAGUUGGAAGAGAAAAAUUCACACAGCUGUUCUUGUGGGCGGUUUUAACAAACAGGAAAGUGGUGGCUCAACAGUUUUGGACUCGAGGACAGGACAUCAUGGUGUCCGCUCUGAUAGCUGGCACAAUCAUGGACGCCAUUGCAGAGAAAACAUAUAACAGCAAGAAGAAAGCUGUACGAGAGGCAAAUGCAAGUUUCUACCGAUCACUGACAAUCGGGACAAUGGAUGCGUGUUAUUGGGAUCACAAGAAGACGUCAGUGAAGCUUAUCGAAAAGAGAAUCAAAGACAACAUCUGGAAUAUCGAUUUCCUCGCCCUCGCCUUCGAAAGUAAAAACUCGAGUAUAUUCAAAAGUGAAGGCAUUGUGUUCUAUACCUUAUCAAAGUGGUAUGGCGACAUUCCCAAAUCUACAUCUAUACUGAAGCUCAUCGGAUGUACGUUGUGUCCAGCCUUCAUGUUUUUCUUACUGAAGAAGAAAUCAGACACAGACAGAAAAUAUGACAGCCAUGAGGGCCAAUCCGGGGCGCCAGAGAAGACUACUACCACGAAGAAAGCGUGUGUUGGCUGCUCUCGUCUCGGAGCAUAUUAUUCGACCCCAGUGAUCAAGUACACAUCGAACCUUCUGAUCUACUGUAUUUUCCUCGGUCUGUAUGCCCAUUUCAUGCUGAUUGUACUCACAAUGGAUUUCAAAUGGAACUGGGAGAUCCCACUGCUCUUUUGGAUGGUAGUUUUUCUUGUGGAGGAAGUCAUACAGAUUGCACAACUCACGGAAGAACAACAGCAAAGAUCAAGGAAAAAGCGUAGAGAAAAAUCAUCUAGCCGCUUGUCUUAUAACAAGGCUAUCCGACUUCACUUCCAAAAUGAAUGGAACAUUCUGGACUGUGUUUGUGUUGUUGGAUUCAUCAUUGGCUACAUUUUGCGUUGCGUUCCAGCCACCUACGAUUAUGGACGUUUAUUCCUCAGCAUUAACUGCAUGUGUUUUAUCUGGCGAUUCCUUCAAGCCUUCACUUUGAGCAAGACGAUAGGUCCAAUGUUGUACAUGAUGUUCAAAAUGGUGAAAGACCUUCUGCCGUUCCUGGUGAUCUUGUGUGUGGCGCUAUUUUCCUAUGCAGUUUGCACAGAAGCUAUCCUUUACCCGAAUUCAGUUUGGACAAUCGACUUUGUUCUUCAAAUCCCCGUAACCGCAUUCUGGUUGAUAUUUGGAGAAUUGGACUUCUUGGGAGAACUUGAAACCUGUACCAAACCAAUAUGUCCCUCGAACAUUGGAAGAAGAUGGGUUCCAUAUUUCACGGCAGUGUACAUGAUUAUGACCAACGUCUUGUUACUGAACCUCAUAAUCGCACGAUUCAACCACAUAUUCGAGGAAGUAAGAGGAAACACGGACGAAGUAUGGGCAAGACAGAGGUGCCGUCUCAUGUUGGAAUAUGAAAGUAAACCACCUGUACCUAUUCCCUUCUCCAUUUUGUGGAGGAUGAUUUCUCGCCUUUGUUCUUGUCGGUGCAAAUGCAACCGUGGAAAAAUGAAACAACACCCAGGUGACGAUAAGACGGAUGUUGCUGUAACGCCUCCGCGGGAGGAUUACAACGAAGACAACUGUGACACUCAGACGACAGAUUUAAACAUUCCAGAUCAUGGUAAUGAAGAGCUCAGUAUAGACUAUAGCGAGGGGGAAGGGCCAAUUGAACCACCCGUUACAAUACUUCCAGGCCAGUGCAACAUAUCUGAGACAUCUGAUGGAGAUGGUGUUGGCGGUUACCACCAAAACCUGGAAGCUGCAGAUGUUGGUGGUGAUGAGGAAAGUCAACUGAAUGAGGAAGGCGUCAGCGAGCAAUCAGAUACUCAAAUUACUGAAACCGAUGCCACAGCCGAAGAUGUGGAUGCUCAAGUGGAUCACGAAGAUGACUCUAACCAGCAGACCUCGGAGACUCAGCAAGAUGAAAACUAUGAUAAUGGGGGUAACAAUGACUACUAUGGUUACUAUGGAAGUGAUUCGGAAGUUUGUUCUGACGAUGACAUGGACAUGGAAUACGCUCGAAGUCAAGAAGGAACAGAAACACAAAAUGAUGAAAAUAAAAGAAAGGGAGAAAUGAAUCUGGAUGAAUUCGAGAGGGCAAAUGCUGAACUAUACCUUCACGAAAGAGUUAAGCUUGCAAAUUAAUAAUGUCUUGAUUCUGCAGGACAUAUGUUGAAAACCAGUACAAAAUAUAUAUCGGGAGCAGCAAAUGACAUAAAAAAAUACGCGAUCUCAAGUGACAAAUUCAGUGUUCCAUCAUCUACACGUUGAUUUAACGUGUGACGCAAAACAGUGCUGACACUUCACAAAAUGUUCACUUAUGUGCACUGCCUUUGUUUUGAUUUUAGACAUAUGUAGAUAUGACGCAAAACUGUCAUUGGUCCUUCUUAUAUUUUCUUUCAUUUAAUUGUGAUGAUGUAAAGUAAUUAUAGUAUUUCCUCUGUCUUUAGAUAUGAAGCAUAAAUGUGCACUCCUCUAGAUAUUGUCUUUGUUUUUAUAUUAGAUAUAUGUAAACAAGGCGCAAAACUCUCAUUGGUCAUUCUUGUAUGUUCACACAAUUACAUUUUGAUUAAAUGUUGUUCGUCACAUAUACUUAUGACUCAUGACUGUAUACUUAUCUAGAUAUUGACUUUAUGUGCGUGUCUUUAUCUUGAGAUAUAUGAAGAGAUGAUGCAAAACUUGCAUUGGUCGUUCAUGUAUGUUGACUCAUCUCAAAUUUGAUUUAAUGUAUUUUUCUUGUUUUUUAGAUAUACACAUGAUGCAUAGAUGUAUGUACUCAUCUAAACACUGACUUAAUGUACGUUUCUAUCUCGUUAGGUAACUGUAGAUAUGAUGCAAACUGCCAUGGUAGUUCUUGUAUGUUGACUUAUCUGAAUAUUUAUUUCAUGUAUAUUUCUUGUUCUUUAGAUAUACAAACAUGUAUGAUGCAUAAAUGUACACUCAUCUAAAAACUGACUUAAUGUACGUUUCUAUCUCGUUGGGUAACUGUAGAUAUGAUGCAAACUGUCAUGGUAGUUCUUGUAUGUUGACUUAUCGGAAUAUUUUUGUUCUUGUUAUAUAUGUCUGACGCAAACAUGUACACUCAUCUAGAUACUAACUAAAUGUAAGAUUCUUAAAGUUGAUACAUGUAGAUGUGAUGCAAAAAAUGGAAUUGGUCCUGUUCAUAAGUUUUUAUCUGAAGUACUUCUCUUGUAUUUUAGAUAUGGGACAUAAUUGUACACUCAUCUAGAUAUUUAUUUGUAUAUGUACUUCUCUCCAUCUUUAGAUAUAUGCAAAUGUGACGCAAAAGGUCAUCCGUCCCUCUUAAUGUUUACGCAUUUAAAUAUUGACUCAAUGGUUUUAUCAGUUGUUUUUGAUGAAUGUAAAUAUGACGAGCAACUACACAGAUUUACUAUUUACUCUGUUAGAUCUUGAUUUAAUGUGUGUAAUGCGUAAUAAGGUCUUGGUUUUAAAUAUAUGUUGGUGUGACCAACACUAUGCACGAACAUUUCUUCAAUGUUAAAUAUUGAUUUAAAGCAAUGUUUCAGACGAACUAUCUGGAUAGACACGCAUAGUGUGAAGGGAUUAAUAUGUAUAACGCCAAACUAUGCACUAGUAUAUUGUAGAUGUCCAGUUGAUAAGAUACUUGAAGGUACCAUAUUGAUUAAUUGGGCGGCAUCUAGUAUGACAUAUGAUUUAGAUUUGUUCAUGUCAGUAAAAGGAAAAUAGUACUUGUUUUUUAUAAAACUUUAAAUGAUACAAAAUUCGAGUUGUGAAAUAUUUUAAGAGUAUUCUUAUCAAAUACAACAAGGUUUAGAAAUUCUGAUACAGAUUUGAUGUGUAGCAACAUUAUCGGAUUCUGAAUAUUUUUCAACUUUUAAAAUAAUUGGUAAAGGUUCACAAUCUUUGAAACUCUUUGGAUACAUAAACCUUCAUGAUGAUAUGUAGGACCAUACAGUGAAGUGGAUUUGUUAUGUAAUGCUACUAUACAUUAAUUUGUUUUAUUCAAAUUGAACAAAUAUACUUCAAUUCUGGAACAUAUUUUAGCAUUAUCUUCUCAGAAACUAAACGUUUCACGAGGGCUGAUGUUUUUUCGUAGGAUAUAUAUUUCUGCAACGGUUUACAUGUGCCGUAUAUCACAUACAAUGUGACUGUGGCGACUCCUAUGCAGGAGAAACAUCCAGGCCCCUACCCAUUAGAAUAAAAGAACACAAGACCUCA
Molecule: messenger RNA, 6123 nt
Organism: Haliotis rufescens (red abalone)
Lineage: Eukaryota; Metazoa; Mollusca; Gastropoda; Lepetellida; Haliotidae
Product: transient receptor potential cation channel subfamily M member-like 2
Exons: 32
Coding region: 217-4068 (1283 amino acids)
Biological process (GO): calcium ion transmembrane transport
Cellular component (GO): membrane
Molecular function (GO): ligand-gated calcium channel activity
Source: RefSeq, a predicted model, not a curated record